Molecule: messenger RNA, 1800 nt
Organism: Oikopleura dioica
Lineage: Eukaryota; Metazoa; Chordata; Appendicularia; Copelata; Oikopleuridae
Source: the annotation of a GenBank genome assembly
AUGCUUGAUGAGAGAUACAGUCCCAAGUUGCUACUGGGACUUGAAGAUCUCUGGCGAAAUGAAAUAUUUGUCGACACGACUCUUGAAUUCGGCGAUGAAGAAAUAAAAGUCCAUCGGGCUGUUUUGGCCGCAGCCAGUGAUUAUUUCAAGUCAAUGUUCGCCGGCGCCUUGAAAGAGUCCUGGUCGCACGAGAAGAUCAGAAUAAACGAGGUCGACAGUAAAUCCUUCAAAAGCCUUAUCGAAUACGCGUACACUGGUAAAGUCGACGUCAAUCAACAAAACGUGCUCAUCUUACUCAAAACUGCCGAUCUUCUUCAAUUCGACUCCGUCCGCCGACUUUGCUCCGAGUUUCUCGUUACCGAAUUGUCUCCUUCCAACUGUUUAGAUAUGUCGAACUUGGCGCAGAGCAUCGGAAUGUGGGAUCUACUGGAAAAGAGCCGACUUUACUUGCUGGAAAAUGUUGGACAAGUUGCGAAAUCAAUCCCCUCGUUUUUCAAGCUCCCACUUGAGGACUUCGAGCAAAUCCUCAACAGUGAACAUUUACUGGUGCCGAAAGAAGAAACUGUUCUCGAACUGAUACUGAGCUGGAUUCAGUACGAUGCUGAGAAACGCAUGCCAUUCUUGGACAGGUUGAUUCAUUUGGUGAAGCUGCCCUUUGUGCGACGAUUCUAUCUGAUGCAAAUUUCGAGUAUUCCAUUGAUGUCGGGAAAAGUGUGUGCUAAUUACAUUUCCGAAGCGAGGGACUUUCAGGCGAAGAAAAUUAACAGGUCCGACUUCGCUUAUGAUCACCGAUUCAAGCCGCGGCCUUCCACUGGAAUCUUCGAGAUCUACGUGCGCAUAGGUGGCACAAACGCUGAUUUGGAUGAACUUUCGGUGGUAGAAGGUUACAAUCCAAUAAGUAAUCAUUGGAGAAGACUGUCGGAGCCACUUGGCGAGCCGCUCCGUGGAGGCUAUUCGGUUUGCGCCUUGGGUACAGAUCUGUAUAUUUCCGGUGGACGAAGUUCAGAUGGGCUAGUGACUAAUAGAUGCUAUCGAUUCCAGCCUCAAAUCGACAGUUGGUCUCUGAUAAAUGGAAUGAUUCAGGAUAGGGAGUACCACUGCUCCGCCAGUCUCGGCGGUAAGUUGUACUGUGUAUCAGGUGAUUCCGGCGCUGAAGUUUUUGAUCCUGAAUCAUCAGCGUGGAAAGCUGUAAAAGCUUUGCCCACUAAGUGCGAGAAUCUGCAGGCGAUCGGAUCCAAAGGUCGCUUGUUCGUCGUUGCCAGCCCUUUGAACGAGGACGGCGAGGGUGGAAACAUUUCACUCUAUGUGUACAAUCCGGAUGAGGAUGAAUGGAAUUCAUGUGAACUCGAACCACCAGAGCCCUGGUCUGUCUGUCCAAUGAUGACGUCUCUCAAUGGAAUCCUCUAUUUCCUAGCCACGGCUAACACUUUUUUUCCGUCUACGAUUAGCGAUCCCUUCCUCUUAAUUCCAAUUGUCAGCCAGUUAAAAGGAGACGACUCAAAGAAUCUUCAGAGCUACGAUCCGCUAUCGAAGAGUUGGAGCCUUCUGGCAAAUUCCAGUCAGGUCCAUUUGGGCGGGUCAGUUACAGUGCUCGGCGGCAAAAUUACCAUUUCUGGAGGAUACGCUUCUGAAUCAGGUCUAACAGACCUAAUCGAGCAGUACGACACUCAAACGGACUCUUGGUCGGAAUAUGCUAGACUGAAAGAACCGACAUUUUGGCACGGCUCUGUUUCCGUGUUCAGGCUGAUCAAAGCGCCCAUGUCUCCCGACUACCAGAGCGACUUCUUGCAACGCAGCUGA